AUGACAGACUUGAACGCCUCAAUGAGACGAAUCGAUCUCUUCUGCAAGCUCCUAGCACCAGUGUUCAUCUCCCUGAUUGACAGCAUCUCAACCCGAUACGCAAUCUGGACAGUAUUCACCCUGAAUACUGCAUCUGUGCUAGUCGAAUAUAUGGCCAUUGCCCAGGUCUACCAAUCAGUCCCAGCCUUGACGAAGACACAAACUUCUGUAACACAAGCAGAUGACAUAAAUAGCGAGACCGCCGAUGGCCCCCAUCCCAAUCCAUCUCGCAAGAUCCUUCACUCCUUGCCAGAGUCACUAGCUCCUUGGAAAGAGUACAUAGCCAGCCCAGUCUUCCUAGCAUCCUUCGCCUUGAGCCUACUCUACCUAACAGUCCUAUCCUUCGGCGCAACAAUGGUUACAUACCUGCUGCACACGGGCUUUACCUCGUUACAGGUCAGCUACAUGCGCAUCGGCGCCGUGGCCGCCGAGAUAUCCGGCACAUGGACAGCGCCUCUGAUCAUGAACCGGAUUGGUCCGAUUCGGUCUGGGCUAUGGUUCCUCAACUGGCAAUUUGUCUGUGUAGCUGGUACUGCCGUGGCUUUCGUUGCUUGGGAUUCGAGCUCGCGGGCCGUGGCGGGUACGUUGAUUGCGGGCGUUGCUUUGAGUCGGGUUGGGCUUUGGGGAUUUGAUUUAUCUGUUCAGUUUCUCGUGCAGGAGAAUGUUCAGGAACAUGCCCGUGCCCGCUUCUCUGCGACUGAAAUGGCGCUGCAGAAUGUUUUCGAGAUGCUUUCUUUUGCUUCGACCAUUGCUUUCCCACUGCCGGCGCAGUUCGAGUAUCCCGUGCUGAUCAGUUCUGGGGCUGUGGCGGUGGCUGCUGUUUGUUUUGCGGCGUAUGUGCGCAAGGAGCGAGGGCAUCUACUGCAUCGAUCACGGUGUAUGGGUGGGGAUAAAGUGAUAUACCGAGCGAUUGAGUCUGGGUCGGUUUAG
This is a messenger RNA of Penicillium expansum, 969 nucleotides long. RefSeq names its product putative iron-regulated transporter. The record is from RefSeq and is a predicted model, not a curated record. The coding region runs from base 1 to 969 and encodes 322 amino acids. The transcript has 2 exons. Lineage: Eukaryota; Fungi; Ascomycota; Eurotiomycetes; Eurotiales; Aspergillaceae. Gene Ontology annotation, cellular component: membrane. Gene Ontology annotation, biological process: iron ion transmembrane transport. Gene Ontology annotation, molecular function: iron ion transmembrane transporter activity.